CGGCGGGGCCGAGACACGCCCGCCGCACGGCCCCCGCUUGCUGUCGCCGCCACCGCCGCUGGCCCUCGGCGCUGCCCGCGUCCCCGCCCGCCCGCUGAGCCGGUCCGGCCGCCGCGAGCAUGCACCCGACGAGCUAGGAGGAAGCCGAGCCCCGCAGGAAGGACCGAGCGCCGGCCGCGCCAGCCGCCCGCCCCCGGCCCCUCCCCUGCGGGCGCCCCCAGCCCCACACCCCCCCACCUUCCUGGGCGGUGGGGGGGUGCGGGCUGCCGAACGGGGGCCCCGCCGCCCGGCAGCCAGGACAGCCCCUUUCCCCGCCCCCGGCCCCGCCGGCCAUGGAUCUGACCAGCAGCUCGGGCGGCGGCGGCGACCCCCGGCAGAUCGAGGAGACCAAGCCGCUGCUGGGGGGCGACGUGCCGGCCCCCGAGGGCACGAAGAUGGGCGCCGUCCCUUGCCGCCGGGCCCUUCUGCUGUGCAACGGGAUGAGGUACAAAUUGCUGCAGGAGGGCGACAUCCAGGUCUGUGUCAUCCGGCACCCGCGGACCUUUCUCAGCAAGAUCCUCACCUCGAAAUUCCUGAGGCGCUGGGAGCCGCACCACCUAACGCUGGCCGACAACAGCCUGGCGUCCGCCACGCCAACUGGGUACAUGGAAAACUCAGUCUCCUACAGCGCUAUUGAAGACGUUCAGCUGCUGUCCUGGGAGAACGCCCCGAAGUACUGUUUACAGCUCACAAUUCCUGGGGGAACUGUCUUGCUGCAGGCUGCCAACAGCUACCUGCGAGACCAGUGGUUCCAUUCUCUGCAGUGGAAGAAAAAGAUUUACAAAUACAAGAAAGUUCUGAGUAACCCAAGCCGUUGGGAAGUUGUCUUGAAGGAGAUCCGAACUCUGGUGGACAUGGCCCUGACAUCCCCCCUGCAAGAUGACUCCAUCAACCAAGCCCCACUGGAAAUCGUCUCGAAACUGCUCUCAGAGAACACAAACUUGACUACCCAGGAGCAUGAAAACAUCAUUGUGGCAAUCGCUCCUUUGCUGGAAAACAACCAUCCACCACCAGAUCUCUGUGAAUUCUUUUGCAAGCACUGCAGAGAGCGGCCCCGGUCCAUGGUGGUCAUCGAAGUGUUCACCCCCGUGGUCCAGAGAAUCCUCAAGCAUAACAUGGACUUUGGGAAGUGUCCACGACUGAGGCUGUUUACUCAGGAGUACAUCCUUGCCUUGAAUGAGCUCAACGCGGGGAUGGAAGUGGUGAAGAAGUUCAUUCAGAGCAUGCAUGGCCCCACAGGGCACUGCCCCCACCCCCGGGUCCUGCCCAACCUAGUGGCCGUGUGCCUGGCCGCCAUCUACUCCUGCUAUGAAGAGUUCAUCAACAGCCGCGACAACUCCCCAAGCCUGAAGGAGAUCCGGAAUGGCUGCCAGCAGCCCUGCGACCGGAAGCCCACCUUACCUCUGCGCCUUCUGCACCCCAGCCCGGACCUGGUGUCUCAGGAAGCCACACUGUCCGAGGCCCGGCUCAAGUCGGUGGUCGUGGCCUCCAGCGAGAUCCACGUGGAGGUGGAGCACAGCAGCACUGCCAAGCCGGCGCUGACAGCCAGCGCAGGCAACGACAGCGAGCCCAACCUCAUCGACUGCCUCAUGGUCAGCCCUGCCUGCAGCACCGUGAGCAUCGAGCUGGGCCCCCAGGCUGACCGCACACUCGGCUGCUACGUGGAGAUCCUCAAGCUGCUGUCGGACUAUGAUGACUGGAGACCGUCUCUGGCCAGCUUGCUUCAACCCAUUCCAUUCCCCAAAGAAGCUCUUGCACAUGAGAAGUUCACCAAGGAACUGAAGUACGUGAUUCAGAGGUUUGCUGAAGACCCGAGACAAGAGGUCCACUCGUGCCUGCUGAGCGUGCGGGCUGGCAAGGAUGGCUGGUUUCAGCUGUACAGCCCUGGAGGGGUGGCUUGCGAUGAUGACGGGGAGCUGUUCGCCAGCAUGGUGCACAUCCUCAUGGGCUCCUGUUACAAGACCAAAAAAUUCCUGCUGUCCUUGGCGGAAAACAAGCUGGGACCUUGCAUGCUCCUGGCGCUGAGGGGCAACCAGACCAUGGUGGAGAUCCUGUGCUUGAUGCUGGAAUACAACAUCAUCGACAACAACGACACCCAGCUGCAGAUCAUCUCAACUCUGGAGAGCACCGGCGUGGGGAAGCGCAUGUACGAGCAGCUGUGCGACCGGCAGCGGGAGCUGAAGGAGCUGCAAAGGAAAGGCGGGCCCACCAGGCUAACACUGCCCUCCAAGUCCACAGACGCAGACUUGGCUCGUUUGCUGAGCUCUGGCUCCUUUGGAAACCUGGAGAACCUCAGUUUGGCCUUCACCAAUGUAACCAGUGCCUGCGCUGAGCACCUCAUCAAACUGCCUUCUCUCAAGCAGCUGAACCUGUGGUCCACUCAGUUUGGAGACGCCGGCCUGCGCCUCCUGUCGGAACACCUCACCAUGCUCCAGGUGCUGAACCUGUGCGAGACGCCUGUCACCGAUGCUGGCCUGCUGGCCCUCAGCUCCAUGAAGAGUCUCUGCAGUUUAAACAUGAACAGCACCAAGCUCUCGGCUGACACCUAUGAAGAUCUGAAGGCCAAGCUUCCCAACCUGAAGGAGGUGGAUGUCCGCUACACGGAAGCCUGGUGAAGCUCCACUCGGCAGGAAGCAGUUUGCAACCGCAACACACAACUCUUGACUAAUAGCCGUAGAGCGGCCAGUCCUGGGGUCCCGCCCCAGCGUCCUGGCUGUGAGAUAGAUGGGGGAGUCUUUCUGGGGGCAGAGGGCGCUGGGGGAGGGGGUGGGGAGGGGGUCCAUAAGCACGCCCAGCCCCCGCCUAAUUCUCUUAGCUUCAUAAUUGGAACCUUGACCUGAUCUAAAAUGGACUUUGUAGCAACCAGAGGAGCAUCAGCGGGUCGGGGAGGGGGUGGGUGGGGGGCUUGGGGAGGGGGGACCCCUCGUGGAUUUUCUUUGCCUUUGUGUUUAAUGCCGUGUGGGAAAAGUCAACUCCGAUGCCACCAUCACUCGACCCCGAUGGGCCUCCAGGGCUAGAAGGAUGCUUUCUUCCUCAGAAGCUCUCGCUGAGAACCAGCCCUGCCAUUGGGACAAGAAGGCCCAGUCCCAUCAUUGCACCCGUCCUGUGUCCUCACCAUUGCUAUGCAAAGUGAUUCUUGUUGUACAUAAGAUUUAAUGCGCCUAUUUAAGAAAUGUUGACAAAUUGCGGGUCUGGGACCUGCCUCUUAUUUAUGAAGUCUUCGACCCGCCCUCCCUCCCUCCCCUCCCCCCUGCCCCCCCCCCCCCCCCCCCGCCACUGCCCCUGGCGUGGAGUACUGUAUAAACCAGUCAGCUGUCGGGGUAGUGGUAGUAUUAUUGUUAUUUUUUUAAAGGAAACAAACAGACAAAAAAAAAAAAAAACUUCCUUGGAAAAUUAAUUGCUUUUUCGUAAUGGAUUCUGUAUGGUAAAGCUCUCUCCUCCCUUCUGUCUGUCUGUCUGUCUGCCCACCUACCACUGUGCAUUUCCCAGAUGUCUCCAACUUCCUCACGGGGUAGGGGUCAGGCUGGGGGAGGAGAAGUGGGGUCCCCACAUUGUAGUCUUGCUCCUCUAAGGGCCCAGCUUUCUCUCCGCCCCUUUUACACAUUUUGAGGGGGACUGCUAACCUGUUCCCCCACCCAUCCCUGGAGAAGAGCUGCCCCCGUCUGUCCCCCGGAGAGUCCCAUCUCCGGUGACCUCUGCUCUCCCUGCUCCUGACUGAGACCUGUGGCCUCCCCAUCCUCCUGUGCUCCCUGUGGUCUCUUCAUGCAUGCCGCCUCCUUGCAUGGUCUCUUGGGAGAAGAGAGAGACGUCGCCUCCACCAGCCUGACUUCCCUCCCGCCCCAUGAUGUGACCACUGCAGCACAGACAUCCCUCUGUCCCCACCCUGCCCCGACGACAAACCAACCUCCAGUUCUUUUAUAAACAGUCGGCUUUUUCUUAACAAGCCCUCACUGUACAGAACAGCCCCUUUACGGUUUACUUGGGGUCCCCUCUCCCCAAAGCCCCUUUUUCUGUUGGUUUAGCACAAAUACUCCCCCUCCGGCACCUCCAGACCCAACCCCCAGUCAAUGUAAUUGUUUUAUAUAUAUAUUUAAUCUUAUUCAAUGGAAACCAUGCUUUUGUCGUUUUAUACUUUGCUAGGUAGACUUUAUUACCCCCCAACUAUGCCCUCAUUUUUUUAAAAAAGGAAAAAAAAAAGAAAUUGGGUUUCAGUCUUAAUUCAUUUUACGUGCCAGGUUUUAUUUUGAGUGUGUGUGAGUGUUCCGUUUUGUGUUUUGUUUUCGUUGUUGUUGUUUUCUGUUGUUUGGUUUUAUUCUCUCCCCUCCAGUCCCAUACUUUACAGCACUCUGGUGCAGGAAGAAGCAGAAGCAAAAAAAAAAAUUUUAAAAAGAAAAAAAAAAGAUGAACUGAGACAUGCCACCUUUCCCUUCGCACUGUUGCUUUUCCUGAUGGUUAUACUACUGUCACGUAGCUGUGUUCAGAGAUGUGAAAUACUUUCAGGCAAAAAUAAACUGUAAGUGACUCAUUGA
Messenger RNA from Rhinolophus ferrumequinum (greater horseshoe bat), 4568 nucleotides. RefSeq names its product c-Maf inducing protein (gene CMIP). Gene Ontology annotation, cellular component: nucleoplasm; cytosol. The transcript has 21 exons. The record is from RefSeq and is a predicted model, not a curated record. Lineage: Eukaryota; Metazoa; Chordata; Mammalia; Chiroptera; Rhinolophidae. Bases 333 to 2654 code for a protein of 773 amino acids.